GCCAUCAUUAUGGCCAAGACUUAUCUCCCCUUGCUGCCCACUCUGAUGCGCUAGUGCGGAUGCCCUACGGGCUACGUCCCUAUACUCCUCUUUAAUCCUUGCUAUUUCUCAAGACCGGAUACCGGUAUUUAUUCUGGGCGCUUGUUCGCCGUCGACAUUCGACUUUUCUAUCAACCGGCCGCGGAACCGCAGGCGGUCUGUACCAUUACGGCGCCAUGAGCGUUUAUUCUCGCUCCGGAACGUUCUCUCUGGCCUCUUCGGCACACGCGACAGACUCUCUGCUCUCUAAAUCUGUGUCGGAACUCAGGGCCCCUUCAUGGCUUCCUACGGUCUUCAUAAUUCUCGAAUCCGUGGGGGCUGUCGGCGUCUGCUUGCUCAUUGCGACGUACUUGCUCUCGAAGAACGUCCGUCGCUCGCGGCAUCCCGUAUGGCUCAACAUGUGUAUCACCUGGCUUUUAUCGUGUAUCGCGUACAUCUUGCUAGCCUUUCAUGGAUGGCAGAAGGGUCCGGAGCCUCCUUUCGACAUUUGCCUGAUUCAAGCCGCGCUUGUCUAUGCGUCGCCCCCGAUGACGGCGUGCUCGGCUUGGGCGUUGCUUGUCCAGCUAUAUGUCAACAUCAACACGCUUGUCCACCCACGUAUGCAGAAGGACCAUCCUAUUCUUGCUACGAAGAUCAAGAACGCGGCCCUCAUCAUCACCCCUUACUUCAUCUGGAUAGCGGUCAUCGUCGGUUGCGUGCUUGCCGGAGUCAAUGAAAGGAAGUCCGUCGUUCGUGACACGAACCCAUACUGCACCAUCUCCACCGGAACACCUGGACGUUUGAGCGCGAUAUGGGUGGUCCUCUUCGUGCUGAUCACGCUUGGAUUGGAAGGUAUAGUCGUGCACAUACCACAUCACAGCUACUGGAACCUCUCUGCAGCGUACAUCGCAUACGCCUUUCACGCCAACGACCGUUCUUUCAAGGAGGCUCAAGCCGUCACCCGCGUUCGGCCACCGGUGUCGUUGCUCAUUCGGAUCGUCAUUUUCACGGUCUUUAGCGUUCUCGUGAUCGGUGUCUCGUUCCUGAUCGUCACACCCAUCAAAUCGACAAUGUUCUACAUGAUCGUCCCGAACAUUUUCAUCGCUCUAAUGCCCAUCGCCGUGUGCAUCAUUUUCGGGACGUCGAUGGACAUCAUGAGAGCCUGGGCCUUCUGGAAGCCGCCUCUGCAAGACGAAGAUCCGUGGGCGAGCAGCAGUCGCCAGCGACUAGACUCGAAGUCGUCGCUGGAGGACAUGCCCGACCUGGAGUUUCCCGCGGCGGUAUGAACACAGGUAUAGACGGACCAAUGUAUGUACUAUUCGUAUCUUAGCAAGGACUUUUUGUUUCCCG
Molecule: messenger RNA, 1368 nt
Organism: Punctularia strigosozonata HHB-11173 SS5
Lineage: Eukaryota; Fungi; Basidiomycota; Agaricomycetes; Corticiales; Punctulariaceae
Exons: 10
Coding region: 216-1304 (362 amino acids)
Source: RefSeq, a predicted model, not a curated record